AUGAGAGAGCAAGGCUGCCGAGUUGGUGGGAUGUCGCGGCAGUCAAGACACUACUGUGAAAGGCUAAAUGAUAUAUGCGCUGGUACCACCACGCCAACGGAGAAGGCUUUCCAGCUGUCAUGCACCAUUGGAAACGGAAGAAAGGAAUCGACGACAGAAAGCCGCGCGACAAUUGACACAUUCUUAUUAACGGGCUACACGCAAUACCACCCUGUGUGGCCACGACUGCGCCGUCACUGCGGUCAGCAUAGGAGACUUGGACAUGACAUGGCCUCUCGUCGGCUGUCGAAGUCGACGCGUCCCGCCGGGCUUGUCGGAGCGGCGCUCACGGCAUCAGAAACUCAAAUGAGACUGCUGGCCAGGGUCAUCGAUCGUACUGAAGACGCUUGUGGUCGGUCGCCAGACGCCGAUUACCCAGUACCCGGAACCCCUACCCCUCACCCUCUAUCUUUGGCAGCGCGGCAAAGCUCGAACACAGCUCUGACCUGUGAAAUGGUUAUCUUGAUCCAGCUCCUAAAUGAACGACCGCACAUCGGGAUAAUAUUGAUGAAGUCACUGUAUAUCGUCAAAGCCUCUAUCACGCUGUGCUUGGUCUUCUACGCACGACUAGCAUGGAUGACUCCAGAAACACUGUACCAUGGCAUCCUUCAGUCGGACUUGCUAUCGACGUUCGUGCACCGUGAACGACACAGACACAGACGGCUUUCGAUCUUGCUGGUUUUUCUGUUUGACCCUGAUUCGGCCGUGAACGGACCGUGGAUAGAUCGUGGAUGGGCCGUGUAUGAGAUUAUGGACAGAAUGUGGAUGAAAUCGGGACCACUCGGACCGAAAGUGCUUGGCAUUUCGACAUCACCCUUCCAUGAAGUCGUUCCCUUCGCUAUCUACAUGAAUCUGUACAUGUAUCUUCCAUCAUCGCACGGCUUCGCAGGAGAUAAGGAAGAGCUUAGAAAGAACUUUGGAAUUCCUUCAUAUUGUCUAACAAGCUUGCGGCCGCCGACUGACCAGGACCGAAAACUGCUGCAGAAACUAAUUCGAUUCUAA
Messenger RNA from Pseudocercospora fijiensis CIRAD86, 1041 nucleotides. RefSeq lists its product as uncharacterized. The record is from RefSeq and is a predicted model, not a curated record. The transcript has 7 exons. Lineage: Eukaryota; Fungi; Ascomycota; Dothideomycetes; Mycosphaerellales; Mycosphaerellaceae. Bases 1 to 1041 code for a protein of 346 amino acids.